Molecule: messenger RNA, 1924 nt
Organism: Dalotia coriaria
Lineage: Eukaryota; Metazoa; Arthropoda; Insecta; Coleoptera; Staphylinidae
Product: protein phosphatase 1 regulatory subunit 14B
Exons: 5
Coding region: 430-855 (141 amino acids)
Biological process (GO): regulation of phosphorylation
Cellular component (GO): cytoplasm
Molecular function (GO): protein serine/threonine phosphatase inhibitor activity
Source: RefSeq, a predicted model, not a curated record
GAGCGGGGCGGUGGUGCCGUUGCGCCCGCACAGCCGGUUCAGUUCAGUUUUAAUUGAACGUGCGUGUGUGUCGGUUCGCCGUCGUCGGUUGUUCCGUUCUUUACUCCUCGCUAUUGGUUGCGUGGCCGCGACUGCAUUAUACUUCUCAAAUAAACAAACAAACCAUUUAAACUAAACAACAAGUAAAUUGUUUCAGUGUGCAUUUAAUCUACUCUAAGUAUUGAACACUCGGCGUGUGAGGGUUGUCGCGGGCGGCGUCGGUGGUGGCAUCUUGGUUGUCUGCCUGCACCGCUUGUGCCAUCGUGCGGAUCGCGCUACACGGAUAUUUAAUUUCGUCGGUCACGGGCGAAACCCAACGUAGGUCAAGCCCGAGCAGCGAGUUACUUGUGCCUGCUCUCUUCGAUUUUUGAACUCAAACAAACCCUCAACAUGGAGUGUGGAAUAACGGGCGCAUACGCGAACGGCACAUCGGCGGCUGGUGGGAUCCUCGCCGAUGUGCGCACCGAGCGCUCGCCGUCCAAGGCCGGCCUCCACGUCAACUUCAAGGAGAAGGGCGAAGUUAAGGAAAAGCGCGAGAAGUUCCUCACAGCCAAGUACGGCAACCAUCAGAUGAGCCUAAUUCGCAAGCGGCUUGCUGUUGAGAUGUGGCUCUACGAGGAGCUGAAGAAGCUUUAUGAAACGCAGAAAGUCGACAGCAACGAAGAAGUGGAGGUUGAUAUCGAUGAGUUAUUGGAUAUGGAUAGCGAUGAGGAGCGGCGGAGGCAUUUACACGCGCUGCUCAUCAACGCAAAGAAAUCUCAAAACGAUGUAAAAAAAUUCAUUAAUGAUCUAUUAGAUAAAGCAAAAACACUCUAGGAUCGUACCAAACGAUAAGUGCCAAAGGAAUCAAAUCUACAUCAAAUAUAAGCUUAAACAUAAGCAAGCGAAACCAACAUCCAGCAGGAAGCCAAUAAUCGCUCAGCAACGGGGUGACGCACAGUGCAAUUGUCGUCCAUUGAGCAAACGUAUAAAAUGCGCUUCGCUUUUGUCUCGAAGGCAGAACGCGUGCUGCAUUAGGCCGCACUGAGUUUUAAAUUAACGCAUUUACCGAUCAACACACCCACACACACACACACACAUUUAAUUUAACUAACAAACUAACUAAUUUAAUCGAAACUACAAUCGGGCUAUCUGUAAACACGUGUAAGUAAACACUUUUUUUACUUUUUAAGUUUUGAUAUUAGUGCCCAAGUAUGUAAGUCACAACACAAACAUAACCUAUGAAUAAUCUACGAGUAUGAUAAAAAGUGUAAGAUUUUUUAGCUAGUCUUGUUAUAAAUGUAGAAGUAUCAUAUCUUUGACUGCCUCACGCAAUAUAAUUCAUAUUUAUAUAAUUGACGAGGCUGCGAAACUAUAUAAUGCUAUGAUAUAAAGUGCAGUAUGUAGUGUAUACUAGAAUAAGUGCCAAACGAACGUUUUUGGCAUUUUUGAAAAUCGACUCAACGCGCAAAUCAGGCUCAGAUAUUUAUGUGAUUAUUCAUGUGAGCUUCCCAUUUCUCAAGUUGAAACUAACCUAUAUUAUUCCAUACAUUAUGAAUGUUUAAAUCUUUCAAAUUUUGUUCUCAUGCUAGACAUAACCUCAAACAUUGCUUCAACUUAAAUGUUUCAAUAAGUGAUUAUAGCAUAUCAUAUCUAAGCUAGUGCUUAAAUAAGCACGCACUAAAGCAAUCGUAGUGCUGCAACUUGUUUUUUCUAAGCAAGAAGUUUUGUUUGGUAUAGAACGCGAUCAUUUUAUUUGAUCUCAAUCCCAUUUUUGACAUUUCACUCACAAUCAUUGUGAUGCGUGCGGGAUUUGCAUUUUUGGUAUUCGAAGGGAAAUUUGUGUAUGCGUGUUAAUUAUUUAAGUGAUUAGUAUUUGCCGAGAAAACGAUGACUAAAAUGGAAA